Molecule: messenger RNA, 1208 nt
Organism: Cynara cardunculus var. scolymus (artichoke)
Lineage: Eukaryota; Viridiplantae; Streptophyta; Magnoliopsida; Asterales; Asteraceae
Product: ubiquitin-like domain-containing CTD phosphatase
Exons: 6
Coding region: 15-1016 (333 amino acids)
Cellular component (GO): nucleus
Molecular function (GO): phosphoprotein phosphatase activity; protein binding
Source: RefSeq, a predicted model, not a curated record
GAAGAGUCUCCUGAAUGGCCGGUGCAUCGUCGUCGUUGACGUCUCCGGUGACAGAGGAGGAGAUAACACUGACUGUCAAAUGGAGUGGCAAGGAAUACACCGUCAGAGUAUGCGGCGACGACUCCGUUGCUGAGCUAAAACGACGUAUUUGUCAACUCACCAACGUACUCCCUAAACGCCAGAAACUUCUUUACCCUAAAAUUGGAUCCAAGCUCGCUGAUGAUUCUACUCUUUUGUCUACUCUACCGCUCAAAUCUUCUCUCAAGAUGACAAUGAUCGGUACUGUUGAAGAUGAUAUAAUCGUGGAUCAAGUUGAUGCUCCAGAGAUUGUUGAUGAUUUUGAAAUCGGGCAAGAUGAAGUUGUAGACAUUAAGGAUAAGGAGGUCAACAAGCAGAAACUGAAGAGACGAGUUGAGCAAUAUAAGAUUGAACUUCGAAAUCCAUGCCGAGAAGGGAAAAAGCUUCUUGUAUUGGAUAUAGACUAUACUCUCUUUGACCAUCGUUCAACAGCAGAAAACCCGCUUGAACUCAUGCGACCUUAUCUUCACGAGUUCUUGUCAGCUGUUUAUGCAGAGUACGACAUCAUUAUAUGGUCUGCAACAAGCAUGAAAUGGGUUGAAUUGAAGAUGGGACAGCUUGGGGUACUCACUAAUCCCAGUUACAAAAUUACUGCUCUUCUAGACCAUUUAGCAAUGAUCACAGUUCAAUCAGAUAGUAGGGGUAUCUUCGACUGCAAACCGCUUGGCUUAAUUUGGGCACAUUUUCCUGAGUUCUACAGCUCAAAGAAUACUAUAAUGUUUGAUGAUCUACGGAGAAACUUCGUGAUGAAUCCACAGAACGGAUUAACCAUAAAACCAUUCAGAAAGGCACACGCAAACCGAGACAGUGACAGGGAACUAGUGAAGCUCACCCAGUACUUGCUCGCCAUUGCUGAUCUGGACGACAUCAGCAUCCUCGAUCACAAGAAAUGGGAGUUCUACGAUGAGGCAAACGUCAAGCGAAGACGCCACACGUAGCAAGAAUGUCUCUCCUGGUCCCGGCAUCCUUCUCAAGAUAUGUUUGUAGUCUUGAAGAUCAUUUAGGGGACCUUAUUUAUGAUGCAAGCCUCUUCUUAUUUUUCCCUUGUCUUUCACACAUUUGUAGGGGUGUUUCUUGCUUGGUUAAAUUCGGUUUAUUCUAUUAAGGUCAAUUGGUUAACUUAUUAUACC